CUAUAGCCAUUCAUCGCUUUGAUUGGCUUCAUGGCGCGCGAAUGCUGCUGGGUGUCGUCCAAGUGGGAGCUUGCUCAUGCAAAGCACAGCAACAGCAUUGGCGGUUGCAAUAUGGAGCACAUGGCGGCCCACAAAAUGUCAUUUCCACUCGAAAUGCUACUCCGGACUUACACUUCACAAGUGAAUUGUCGACAGAGAACUGUGACGUCUAGUCCUAAAUCGAAGAUGAGGUCCGAUGAGAUGGCGACACGACGAGUCAGACAGCAGUCAGGCAGUGCAGGCCGAACCUGGCCACGAGGUACGGCUGGCUAGCUGGUACUUUUGGAUGCACUUUGAGUAUGAAGGUUCGCCAUGACAGGGUUGUACGAGCACUCGAGGUUUUGUGCGGUAUAGGAAACAAUCCCGAACUGCUGGGUGACAUAAUUAACCAUUACCUAGAAGGGGCAUUAUGCGAUGUGACAAAGGGGGAAAAGCCCGUGGUGCAUCCAUUCUUGCUGCGACUUACACAGCCUUAUUUCACUCUGCAUGAAACGCCACAACAGAACACACUGCCCAAUACUCUUGCACACCACAUCCUGCUUUUAGGUGAAGGCGGUUGAAUCUGGUUUAUGCUGCCAUAAGAAAACACCACCACUGGAGACAGGCCACCUCCUUG
Molecule: messenger RNA, 655 nt
Organism: Trichoderma atroviride IMI 206040
Lineage: Eukaryota; Fungi; Ascomycota; Sordariomycetes; Hypocreales; Hypocreaceae
Source: RefSeq, a predicted model, not a curated record